This is a messenger RNA of Panicum virgatum (switchgrass), 2014 nucleotides long. RefSeq names its product NAC domain-containing protein 18-like. The coding region runs from base 499 to 1221 and encodes 240 amino acids. Lineage: Eukaryota; Viridiplantae; Streptophyta; Magnoliopsida; Poales; Poaceae. The record is from RefSeq and is a predicted model, not a curated record. Gene Ontology annotation, molecular function: DNA binding. The transcript has 4 exons. Gene Ontology annotation, biological process: regulation of DNA-templated transcription.
CGCUGUAGCGGGAGCGAGCAAGUAACUUCCAGGGGAGAUUCUGGAAGGAGUUCACGGCACCGGCGAGGCGAGGCGAGGCAUCAGAGAAGGCAUCGAUGGAGUCAAGCUAGCUGAGCCACAGGCUGAGACGCCGAGGGAGCAGGGAGAUGGAUGGAGUAAGCUUGACGCAACCAGGACACACCCUAUAAAUCCCGGCGUCCCUUUCCCCCUCUCCUCCUCAAAGCCCCAGGCUCCCUCCCCCAACUCCCUCUCCUUGCUCGCUCGCUCGCUCUCCAUGGACGCUCCAGGAAGCUGCACGCCUCCUGCACGCUAAGUGCGUGAUCAGAGAAGCUGCUGCCAAGCUUUACCAGUUGACCCUGAACCAAACAGGAGCUACCUGCUAGCUCCGGGUACCAGCAGCAGCUAGCGAGCUAGCUCGUUAGCUGCGCGUAGCUUGAUUUGGUUGGCUAGCGGUGUAGCGGUGGUAGUAGCGUUAGGUAGCUGGUAACUUUUUUGGGCAUGGAGAGCGCGCCGGUGCUGGUGAGGCACGCCGGCGGCGUGGCGGCGCUGCGGCAGCUGCCGCCGGGGUUCCGGUUCCGCCCCACGGACGAGGAGCUGGUGGUGCAGUACCUCCGCCGCAAGGCCUUGGGCGUGCCGCUCCCCGCCGCCGUCAUCCCCGUCGUCCGCGACCUCUACAGCCUCGACCCCUGGGACAUCCCUGCCGCCGCUGCAGCAGAUGCGAGCGAGGGGGAGAAGUACUUCUUCGCGGUCCGGCCGGCGGGCGUCGGCGGCGGAUGCAGCGGCAAGCUGGGCGGCGCUAGGGCGGCGACCGCGAGCGGGCGGUGGAAGCCGGCGGGGAAGGAGAAGCCGGUGGUCCUGCCCCGGCCCUGCGGCGGUGGGAGCCUCCUCGUCGGCGUGAAGCGGGCGAUGACGUUCGCGCCCCGGCGGAAGAAGAAGGCGUCGUCGGCUGCCCUGGCCGCCGGCUGGGUCAUGCACGAGUACCGCCUCGCCGCGCCGCUGCACAAGAACUUCACGGCCAGGACGGUCUUCUCGUGGCAGAGCCGGGUGACCUUCGUCUCCUUUAUCUGCAAAAUAUGUCACAAUCCCUACCUUCCAUCCAACGGAGAAGCCGAGGUGGGAGGUGAGGGCGCCGCUGGCGGCCCAACAGGGGAAGCAGAGGAGGGUUGCGAGCGCACCAGCGCGGCGGUCGAGGAGGAAGGCGUACUGCCCCUCCAGGUCUAGGACCCUUGGGUUGCUUGAGGCACGACGACGGCGAGGCCGUUGGCGAGCCCGGGCGGCACGGCUCCCGCGUGCCUGCGCCCCACGGCCGCUCCCACGGCCGGCUCCUGCCGGUUGCCCGCAGCGGCGGCGGCAGCCGGUUGCCCGUGCUCCUACGCAGUGGUGGCGGUGGCGGUGGCGGCGGCGGCGGCACAGCGGCCCGUGCGCCCCACGGGCCGGCUCUCUAGAGGAUAAGGUAGCGAGAGAGAUGAGAGGUAGAGGAUAAGAGAGGAGUCGGCAGCAGCGACUUAAAAAUAUCUGGAGCGAGAGAUCGGCCAUCGGUACCGGCUGAUAGUUUUCACCGGUGCCAAAAAUCAAUAUCUAGAGCGAGAGAUCGGCCAUUGGUACCGGUUGAUAGUUUUCACCUGUGCCAAAAAUCAGCAUGCAGAUUGGUCCCGGGCUGUGAAACGACCCGGUGCCCAUUCUUGAUCAUUGGUACCGGACUGUGCCAUCACCUGGUACCAAAAGUUCUCCCUAGCCACAUUGAUCCAUUGGUCCGAGCUAAAAGUACCAGUGGUCGUUGCAACCGGUACUGAUGAUGCAUGUAUUAGUACCGGGUGAUAUGGCAACUAGUACUUUUGUGCUGGAUCGGAGGCCCGUUUUCUAGUAGUGGAGCAUGCACCCAGUGUAAAGUGGCUCCGGCGCAUCCAUCAUGGAGUUUUCCUCUACCUAAUCAUCAAACCGGCAGCAGUCUGGCAUGCAUGAUUAUCUUAUGCACAACCUAAUCACAGCAUGUUCAUGCCCUCCAUUAGCCCGG